GUGGAGGACAUGCGCGCCGCCCUGCAGAGCAGCGAUGCGCGGUGCCUGGCGCUGCAGGUGGGACUGCGGAAGAGCCAUGCCAGCCAUACAGGAGAAGGACCCUGCUUCAUAGGGAGGAAGAGACCAUUAACACAGAAGCACUCCCAGACCAAGUGCCUCCAAGAUGUCCUGGAGGAAAUGGAGCUCAUGCGGAGCUCCAGGGAUGGGCAGAUUGAAGAAGCCAUCAGGUUCAGCCAGGAGCUGGAGAAGGAGCUGAAGAGCUCUCAGGAAGCUCUGGUCAGCCUGGAAGAUUGCAACCGUAACCUGAAGAGGGAGCAGGCAGAGAUGAGGAGGAAGGUGGAAGAGGCCAGACACGCUGUCCUGAACAGUCUUGGCAAAGUGAGGGAGCUGGAAGUGAGAGCUAAGGAGGUGCCACAUCUGCAGAUACACAUCCAGCAGCUGGAAUCACAACUGCAGCACUACAGGUGCAGCCAUGCAUCUUCAGAAGAGGAGCCUAAAAACUUAGACAAAGUGCUCCCUACCAGUUAUUCCAGCUGUCCACGUCUGCCCCUAUCUGCCCUGCCGUGGCUGCAGCACCGUUACGAGGCCUUCCCAAAACCCACGCCUCCUAAACGAGACCCUCCGCCCCUGAGCCCGCUGGUCCUGUUCCCUGGCCAGGAGUGA
Molecule: messenger RNA, 663 nt
Organism: Agelaius phoeniceus (red-winged blackbird)
Lineage: Eukaryota; Metazoa; Chordata; Aves; Passeriformes; Icteridae
Source: RefSeq, a predicted model, not a curated record